GUUUCAAAGGGGAAGCCGCAAGAGGAAUGCUCAGAAGGAGACGAUGACCGUCGUCUUCGAGGCCGAUGAUCAGCAAUCUGAGUCCUCAGAGUCUUCAGUGGAGGGGCCAGAGGAGGAAGACAUUGUCAUUCCACGGGAGCCCCUAGAGGAAGAUCAGGAGCUUCGGCUACACAUCCUGGGGAUGACUGGAUUUUGGACCAGUUCUAUCGAGACGAAUUUCGCAUCGAAGCUCUCCGAGCUACCAACGCACUGGUUGCUUUCUUCUGUACCAGUGACCUUCAGCGGAGGUCUCAAGACUGAUGAGACUGGAAUCCAUGCCUUCAUCUUUAUGAGGCGGUCUGACAUUCCAACCAACCUGAGAAUCGUGGCGACUGGUCGGGGUGCGGGCCUUGAGAUGCACGACAAUGAUUGCAUCCUGAUGGUGAAGAGAAAUGCAGCGGACGAUAAUUUAUGCCAGGAACCAAUGCUUGCAUUUCCACACCGCUUCCUGAGCCUACUGGGACCACUGCCUGGAGUUCCCCGAGCACUGAAAGACAUAAAGCCUGCCAAAAAAAAGGACUACGUUCUUUUGGCAAAGUUGCUGCUUCAAAAUGACCCAACAGAAUGUACUCGAAGAUCCGUUGAGUUUCUAAUUGGGAUUUGCAAUGGCUUGGAGCCGGAUGCGGUUCCGCCCAUUAAAUGGCUGGAAGAGGAACCUGCAGUGCUUGGUAUUCAAUUGGGGGCCCCAUCUGCAUUUAGCAGGGUUGCCCCAGUGAUGCGUUUGCGUGCAACUAUCAGGUAA
This is a messenger RNA of Durusdinium trenchii, 781 nucleotides long. NCBI's taxonomy places the organism in Eukaryota, Dinophyceae, Suessiales, Symbiodiniaceae. The record is from the annotation of a GenBank genome assembly.